GCACAUCGUCGUUUCUCACACUCUUUUGCCGCUUCACCACCGGGCAUCACAACCCACUCCGCUCAAUUGUACGACAAGUCCAUCAUCUGUUGAGGGCCGGCGCCUGACCAACAGACACGAUGCUGGCCACGUCGGCAAUCCGCACUGCUCCAUUGAGGACAGCUGCACGAACCGUCGUCCGCAGGACAACCACUGUUAGUUGGCUACAAUCUCCUUCAGAACACGAAGAAAGCGAUUUCUCGAGAUCAAAUACUGACGGCAGAUUUUAGCGUGCUGCGUCCUCGAGCUCUUCCGAAGCGUCUUCUUCGCCCUUCUACAUCACAGCGGGUGCCUCGGCCGCAACAGCAGCUACAAUCGGCUCCAUCGCAUGGUACUACCAUCUUUUCGGUCAAGAUGCCUAUGCAAUGACACCCGCCGAGGAAGGACUACAUCCGACACAAUAUCCAUGGGAGCACGCAAAAUGGAAUAAAACCUUCGACCAUGCAGCUUUGCGAAGAGGAUUCCAAGUCUAUCAAGAAGUUUGCGCUGCUUGCCACUCGCUCAAGCGUAUUCCCUAUCGAUCUCUGGUCGGCACGUUUAUGACCGUCGAUGAAGCCAAGGCACUAGCUGAGGAGAAUGAAUACGACACGGAGCCCAAUGAUGAGGGUGAAAUCGAGAAGCGACCGGGAAAACUGUCAGACUAUCUUCCAUCACCUUACAAGAACGACGAAGCCGCACGUGCUGCCAACAAUGGUGCUCUGCCUCCUGAUCUAUCUCUGAUGGUCAAGGCCCGACAUGGUGGCUGCAACUACAUCUUCAGCUUGUUGACCGGUUAUCCUGAGGAGCCGCCUGCCGGUGCCACCGUGCAGUCUGGAUUGAACUUCAACCCAUAUUUCCCAGGUACUGGUAUUGCCAUGGCUCGUGUCUUGUAUGAUGGCCUUGUUGAAUACCCAGACGGUACACCAGCCACUACCUCGCAGAUGGCCAAAGAUGUGGUUGAAUUCUUGAACUGGACUGCCGAACCCGAGAUGGAUGACCGCAAGAAGAUGGGUGUCAAGGUUAUGAUCAUCGGAGUUGCUCUGUUGGCACUGAGUGGAUGGGUCAAACGAUACAAGUGGUCACCAAUCAAGACCCGAAAACUGGUCUACAACCCACCCAUUCAAGGCCGCGUUAGACGGUAAAAGAACGUAGAAGGAGAAAAAAAAGGCACGGAGAUUUUUGUUUUGCAAUGUGGUGAUCACAGCCCGAGAGGAGGGCAGGAUGGGUCGCUGUUUGUACCAAUGAAGAUAUACAAAUCCUGUUACAAAAUCAAACGUACAUAUCGACGAUUCUGGCCAGCAGCUUCUAUCAUCUCGUCAGUCAUUAAUGA
Molecule: messenger RNA, 1348 nt
Organism: Exophiala oligosperma
Lineage: Eukaryota; Fungi; Ascomycota; Eurotiomycetes; Chaetothyriales; Herpotrichiellaceae
Product: cytochrome c1, heme protein, mitochondrial, variant
Exons: 3
Coding region: 405-1160 (251 amino acids)
Biological process (GO): mitochondrial electron transport, ubiquinol to cytochrome c
Molecular function (GO): electron transfer activity; heme binding
Source: RefSeq, a predicted model, not a curated record